AUGGAGGCACUGAGUUUCCUCAGUGGUGGUGGCAUUGCGAGUAGUGCCAAAUACUUUGACAUCAGAUUGGAUGAUCAAUAUGUCGUCUUCCGUGGAAGCGAGCAUGAAGCUGCCAGUGCUCAUCUAAGAGGCACACUAGUUCUUUGUCUCUCAGAGCCGCUUACCAUCAAACAUAUUAAACUGUCGUUGACCGGCAUGUCACGGAUAUGCUGGCAUCUCCCCGCUAGCCCUACAGCAGGUGGUCGUAAACCGUACAAGGAAAAAGUCUUUUUUGAAAAGGAUUGGAAGUUCCGGGAUGCUGGAAAAGGAAGAACUGAGAUUUUGCCGGCCGAUAACUACGAGUUUCCUUUUAAUGUCAUAUUGGAGGGUUCCCUGCCGGAGAGUGUUGAAGGAUUGCACGAUACUUGGGUUACGUACCGAUUCAAAGCAGAGAUUGGCAGGAAAUAUGCACGCGAUAUCGUCAUCCGAAAGCCGGUGCGCAUUGUUCGAACGCUGGACCCGAGUGCGCUGGAGCUAGCACAUGCCAUGUCAGUGGAAAACAUCUGGCCAAAUAAAAUCGAAUAUUCCAUCAGUACCCCCACAAAAGCCGUCAUUUUUGGCACAUCGGUGCGCAUCGAUUUCCGGCUUAUUCCUCUUUUGAAGGGGCUGAAGAUUGGAACGAUCACAUCACAACUUAUUGAAACCCAUGAACUGACGAUGAAUCCGGAUGACCCAACGACCGUUCAAAACACCUACAAGUCGACGCGAACGAUCAAGACUGAUGAUUACGAAUUGAACGAAGACGAGCAGCUUCAGAUUUUGGAUGAGACGGCGGAGGGAUUCCAGUUUCAUCGCACAUUGGAACUCCCUCAUUCAUUAUCGCGGUGUUUGCAGGAUACGGAUGUGAAAGGCAUCAAGAUUCGUCAUAAGCUCAAAUUCAGGGUACAAUUGCAUAACCCUGAUGGACAUGUCAGCGAGUUGCGCGCCACACUACCCGUUUCAGUUUUGAUUUCACCGGAUUUGCGCAUCGACGAUAACAAUACCCUUAUCGAAGAUGGUGCUGUCGCACACCAGCAAGCAGCAGAGGAACUCGCACACCAAGCACCUCCUCUUUACGGACAACACCAAUUUGACCGUCUAUACAGUGACAUCGAUAUUAGCGGAUACCGCACACCUGGACCUAUAAGCGGCUCUGCUACGCCCUUUGGCGCAUUGAGCAGGAAUAUUUCGUCUGAAGACCUUCCUUCGCUCGAGGCCAUCACAAACGGAGAUAUAUCCGCGUCGGCAUUGCACAGCCGACUUAGCCACCUUGAUGCCAAUCGAGGCAUUUAUUCUUCAUCUCCCGGUACCGGUGACAACCAAGAUUUAGAACACGGCCCAGCAGCACAGCAAACCGCAGAUUACUUCAGCCAUAUGAACGGACGUCAAUCCGGCGGCAAUUCUCAUCCACAAAGCCCCGAGAACGGUUCUCGACGAGCUUCCGACGAACACGAGCGCGAUAACUCAGACUCUACGGUGCCGUCCGGCAUGGUUACACCACAUCAACCGCAAUAUAUGGAAGUUGAGACGUUAAGCCGUGUACCAAGUUAUACCACCGCCAUCAGGUCAACCGCUCGAACUCAAUACGAUAGUGAGCUCCCGGAUUACGAUGCCGCUGUACUAAGCUCAUCACCACGAGCACUUCCUCCACCACAACAGGCGCAUAUCCGUAGCUCGGGUACGUCGUCGCCUACACGGAUGCCGAGUCUAAAUGAGGCGCUUCAUCGACCGUUUUAUCCCCAUCACCAUAUUGGCCACGGACAUGAUGACGAUGAGCGACGGUUACGUCUCACGCAAGCACGUGUCGAUAUAUAG
This is a messenger RNA of Talaromyces marneffei, 1833 nucleotides long. RefSeq lists its product as uncharacterized. Bases 1 to 1833 code for a protein of 610 amino acids. The record is from RefSeq and is a predicted model, not a curated record. Gene Ontology annotation, biological process: ubiquitin-dependent endocytosis. Lineage: Eukaryota; Fungi; Ascomycota; Eurotiomycetes; Eurotiales; Trichocomaceae. Gene Ontology annotation, molecular function: ubiquitin protein ligase binding; protein-macromolecule adaptor activity. The transcript is spliced from 5 exons. Gene Ontology annotation, cellular component: cytosol; plasma membrane; cytoplasm.